Molecule: messenger RNA, 738 nt
Organism: Panicum virgatum (switchgrass)
Lineage: Eukaryota; Viridiplantae; Streptophyta; Magnoliopsida; Poales; Poaceae
Product: probable BOI-related E3 ubiquitin-protein ligase 2
Exons: 1
Coding region: 99-683 (194 amino acids)
Molecular function (GO): ubiquitin-protein transferase activity
Source: RefSeq, a predicted model, not a curated record
GUGCCAGGGGCGACCGGAGACGACGCGCGGAGCAGGGCGGCGGCACACCCCGGCGCUGCUGGCCGCCGCCCCGCGGCGGCAGGGCGCCCGUGCUGCGGAUGGGCGCCGAGUGCCAGGCGUGGAUGGGCGUCGCCAGGAGCCACGAGGCCGUCGUCGCGGGCCUCCGCGCCACGCUCGACCAGGUCCUCCUCCGGCCGCCCACCAGCUGCGCCGCGGGCGACGGUGGUGGGGCCGAGGACGCGCGGUCGUGCUGCUUCGAGGCGCCGCGGGCGCCGGCCGCGGGCGCCGGCCGCGGGCGACGGCCCUUCGUCGCCACCGUCGUGCAGGUCCUGCGGCGGCGGCGAGGCGCGCGUGCUGCUGCUCCCGUGACGGCCGGAGGAGGACCUGGUCGAGCGUGGCGCGGAGGCCGAGGACGCGCGGUCGUGCUGCUUCGAGGCGGCGCCGCGGGCGACGGCGCUUCGUCGCCACCGUCGUGCAGGUCCUGCGGCGGCGGCGAGGCGCGCGUGCUACUGCUCCCGUGCCGGCACCUGUGCCUGUGCCGCGCGUGCGAGGCCGGCGCGGACGCGUGCCCCGUCUGCGCGGCGGCCAAGAACGCUCGCUCCUUGUCCUGGUCUCCUGAAGCCUACGGCGUCCGUUCGCCCGUCCGUGCGCAUGCCAAGAGCCCAAGACCCAAGGGGCAAUAACGUCUUUUCAUCUAAUUUAACAGUCAAUCUAACAGCUGACUCACGAAAUGGCACU